AGGUCUCGCAGUCAUCUGGCGGGGCAGAAACCUGGAUUCUCUUUAACCGCGAGGUUUUUCGAAGUCAAAAUGAAGUAGCGCCGAUAUGCCUACUCAGAUACACUUUCACGUUGUCGUGCUGGCCAUCGUCUUUGGACUGGCUUCGGCAAACCUUGUGAGACUUGCACCGAGAACAGAGUAUGUCUACGACUACGCCGCCCAGUCUAGGUUGGGGGAUGUCGCCCUGCUGGUGACCAGUGCGAAGGUACACAUUCGGGUGUUAAACAUUACCAGCGAUGGUCAACUCUGUCAGCUGCACAUUGAGAGGUUUUCCCAGCAUGCAAAUGGAAAGAAUGAUCAUUCCAGGCAUUGGGACAUGUCAAGAUGGUUUUCCUUCCUGUUCUCGCACCAUGGGGAGGUUACUGAAGUUUUUCAUCCGACUGACGAAGAUCUCGAGGUGCUCAACAUCAAGAAGGCGCUGGUGGGAACGUUGUCUGCAAGGCUCCAUGCCAGUGACAAGGUUCUUAAAGAAGGCCGGAUUUGGCUGUACCAACUGAAUGAAACAGGACAUGAAGGAGACCAUACAUCAACGUACAAAGUGAACCCCACACAGGAAGGACUGGUGUUUCACAGAACCAAACAUGGACACGUUGUGGAGAAUGCAAAAGCUAAACAUGAGAAGAAAAUAACCUACAGCUCGGAGCUCGGUGUUGCACGAACUGUUCUCGUCGACGAAGCCUUCACUGCUCCAAGGGAAACCCCGAAGGGGUUCGACCCCAGAGCCGGUUUACCAGGAGAUCCAGACAAACAUCGACAGCUACAAGGAGACCAGUUCGAACUUCCCGUCAUGCAUGCGAACUCCUCCAGUCAGAUGACCCUGGUUGGGAUGAAACCGUUUGCUGACGCUGUGACUCCACCCUCCAACCUCACUAACGGAUCUAUCAUCAUCACUCAUCCGAAGCUGCCUGCGCUGAACCUUACACAAAUAAAGGACGCCAUCCUUGGAAAUUUGACAUGUGUCAGAAACCACAACAGAAAGGAAGAAUCAAUGCAAAGACAGCAAUGCUUCUUUCAACUUUUCGCUCUGAUGGACCGUUUGUCUGAAGAUGACCUUGGCAUCCUAGUACAUCAACAUGUCAAGGUCAACUACUCAGACUCCGUUGAAGAGGAAAACUGCAACAUCAUGGUGGACGCCCUCGGUAGUCUCGGUAGUGCAGCAGCCCAGCGGCUCCUUACUAAAACUGUUCUACAGGUCAGGGGGGCCUCAGCUCAACUCAUACAGCGGAUGCUGAUCAGUUUUGUGACAAUGAAAACCCCACCUGUCAAGGAAUUCGUAAUGGCACUGGAGGAACUGUGCUUUGCGACAAAAAUUGAAUUUGAAGAUCCUAAGGAUGAGUGGAUAGUCCACAGCACCGCUGUUCUCAUCCUCGGAGUUGUCGCCGACCGUCUGAAGGAAACGGACAAGGAGAGAGCAAAAAGCCUUGUGGGAAAACUGGAGGACAGCGUAGGAAUACAUGACCCGUGGCAUCACCGACAUCUGCGAUCCACCUUGACCGAUGACGAAAUAAACAAACAUUACCAUCACAAAGCCACUCUCCUGGAGUCCCUCGGCAAUGCUGAGUUUGACAGCUCGUUUGACCACCUCCUGUCUUACAUCAACAACACGGACAGUCCACCACUGCUGCGGAGAAGCGCGCUGUCCGCGAUUAGGAAGUAUGACCACCAUGAGGCCGCGAGUCUUCUCCUGGACAGCGCCCUGUUUGAUGAGGAGGAGCAUGUCCGCUACCACGCUGCUCUUCAGUACCAAAGGCAUCCCAAAGCGCUCAACCUGCUGAAGAUAAAACAGAGCAUGGCAAAUGGGUCCAUCAGCAUUGACCACUAUCUUGAUGACCUGGAAAGAAAUUCUCAUCUCCGGCAGCGCAGAGGUGUUAAAGGAAUAUUUGACCCAAUCGAGUUGUGCCUGAAUUUGCCAGGAAUAGACUGGCAGAAGAAGAUUGGAACAAAUGAUAUCGGAGCAGAAUUUGGCCUCGUUGUUAGAAACAUUUUUGACUUUAACAUAGGCCUAUUAACCGCCAUUUAA
Molecule: messenger RNA, 2059 nt
Organism: Branchiostoma floridae (Florida lancelet)
Lineage: Eukaryota; Metazoa; Chordata; Leptocardii; Amphioxiformes; Branchiostomatidae
Exons: 18
Coding region: 86-2059 (657 amino acids)
Biological process (GO): lipid transport
Molecular function (GO): lipid carrier activity
Source: RefSeq, a predicted model, not a curated record